Truncatella angustata is the source of this 840-nucleotide messenger RNA. Its product is annotated as metallo-beta-lactamase superfamily protein. Lineage: Eukaryota; Fungi; Ascomycota; Sordariomycetes; Amphisphaeriales; Sporocadaceae. The transcript is spliced from 3 exons. The record is from RefSeq and is a predicted model, not a curated record. Bases 1 to 840 code for a protein of 279 amino acids.
AUGUCCACAACUUCGACAUUACCUAGCGGUGCAAAGCUAUGGCUCUUGAAUCUAGGGUUCCUGGACAUAGAUGCGGCAAGUGUGCUUGCAGGUGCUAACCAGUUCCCUGCCAGCCUCCCACCACAGCAGCAUGAACGACGGGAGUUGAUCAUGAUUGCUGCACUAUUGUACCAUCCAGAUAUAGGGUUGAUGCUCUUUGACACGGGUUCUUGCGAGGACGUAAUAGAUAGCUGGGGUGCUAAAUCACUGGAGUGUUGCCCAAGAAUCUGGAGCAAGUCUCUUCAUGGUCUGCCCGAAGCGAUCAAGGCCACCGGCGCUGGAGAUAUUUCCGACAUCAAGGCCAUCGUGUUGAGUCAUUUGCAUCAGGACCAUGCGGGAGGUUUAGAGCACUUUUUCGACACUGAUGUCGAGAUCUGGUGCCACGAGGAGGAGUUGAAGAAUGCAUUUUGGACUUGCGCGACAGGGAUAGAACAAGGCACAUAUGUGCGUGACUAUCUUGUUCUUGGUCGAUUGAACUGGAAGACGUUCUCCGGGCAAUCCGUCGAGAUCUACCAAGGCAUUACUUUACAUCACUGCCCAGGCCAUACUGCUGGAUCAGUCGCGAUGGAGCUUGACCUGGAGAAUACGGGUCCCAUUGUAUUCACCGGCGAUGCGUUUCACGUGAAGGAAAAUUAUGAACAGGGUGUACACCCCGGAACACUAACAAGAGACUUCAAAGAAUGGCAUAGAAGCCGGGAUUACAUCCGACGCUUGGUGCAAAAAAGGAAGGCAAAAGUGGUGUUGGGACAUGAACCUUUAUAUUUUGAUGCCAUGAAAACCAGCCUGGAGUAUCUCGAAUAG